AUGUCAUCAUCUGUGCCAUAUGAUCCAUAUGUUCCACCAGAAGGAACGAACUCUCAGUCUAAGGCUGCUGUUCUAAAGGCGGAAAUCGAUGAUACAGUUGGUAUUAUGAGAGAUAACAUCAAUAAAGUUGCUGAGCGUGGUGAACGGUUAACUUCUAUACAAGACAAAGCGGAUAAUUUAGCAGUAUCUGCUCAAGGUUUUAAGAGGGGAGCUAAUAGGGUCAGGAAGCAAAUGUGGUGGAAGGACGUUAAGAUGUGUAUGUGUCUAUUUUUGGUGGUUGUAAUUCUCCUGGUUGUGAUUAUUGUCCCAAUGGUUGUUCACUUUUCUUAA
Eremothecium cymbalariae DBVPG#7215 is the source of this 330-nucleotide messenger RNA. It is a transcript of the gene SNC2, whose product is annotated as SNAP receptor SNC2. The coding region runs from base 1 to 330 and encodes 109 amino acids. The transcript has 2 exons. Gene Ontology annotation, cellular component: SNARE complex; plasma membrane. Lineage: Eukaryota; Fungi; Ascomycota; Saccharomycetes; Saccharomycetales; Saccharomycetaceae. Gene Ontology annotation, biological process: vesicle fusion; vesicle-mediated transport. The record is from RefSeq and is a predicted model, not a curated record. Gene Ontology annotation, molecular function: SNAP receptor activity; syntaxin binding.